AGUCCAAGACCAGCCUGGCCAACAUGGAGAAACCCUGUUUCUACUAAAAAAAAAAAAAAAAAAAAAAAAAAAAAAAAAAAAAAAUUAGCCAGGCGUGGUGACGCAUGCCUGUAAUCCCAGCUACUCUGGAGGCUGAGGUAGGAGAAUCACUUGAACCCAGGAUGCAGAGGCUGCAGUGAGCCGAGAUAGCACCACUGCACUCCAGCUUAGGAAACAAAAGUGAAACUCCGUCCCAAAUUAAAAAAAAAAAAAAAAAGGACUAUGGCCUUUUAACCCACAGGGAAGGGUUCAAGAUCCAGGAGGAGCCAGAUUGAAGCCAGAAGGAAUAAGAUAACGAUUCAGACGGAUUGGGCUGACCUCCUCCUCUGAGCUCUGAGGCCAGGUGUUCCUGAGAUAGAGGAGAGGGCAGAGAGCUGCUGCCGGAGCAGAAGGCAAAGGAAGACAGCACAUUUCUCUGUGCUGCACCUCGGGCCAGCUUCCUGCCUGUCUCCCUGCUGGCACUGCUGGGUCACCAUCCCCACACGCACAGCCGGUGCCCCGUGAUCUCCAGUUUCCAGAAAAGCCAAAGCAUCUUUGGACCUACGUAGGGAAGGACCUGCCUGUGACCUUUGCUCUGUCCUGGAGGGUCCAGCUUUGGGCUGAAUGGCAGCACCCACGCUGGGCCGUCUGGUGCUGACCCACCUGCUGGUGGCCCUUUUUGGCAUGGGCUCUUGGGCUGCUGUCAAUGGGAUCUGGGUGGAGCUGCCUGUGGUGGUAAAAGACCUUCCAGAGGGUUGGAGCCUCCCCUCAUACCUCUCUGUGGUUGUGGCGCUGGGAAACCUGGGUCUGCUGGUGGUGACCCUGUGGAGGCGGCUGGCCCCGGGCAAGGGCGAGCAGGUCCCCAUCCAGGUGGUACAGGUGCUGAGUGUAGUGGGCACAGCCCUGCUGGCCCCACUGUGGCACCACGUGGCCCCAGUGGCAGGGCAGCUCCACUCCGUGGCCUUCCUAACUCUGGCCUUGGUGUUGGCAAUGGCCUGUUGUACCUCUAAUGUCACUUUCCUGCCCUUCCUGAGCCACCUGCCACCUCCUUUCUUACGGUCUUUCUUCCUGGGUCAGGGUCUCAGUGCCCUGCUCCCCUGUGUGCUGGCCCUAGUGCAAGGUGUGGGCCGCCUCGAGUGCCCACCAGCCCCCACCAAUGGCACCUCUGGGCCUCCCCUCGACUUCCCUGAGCAUUUUCCUGCCAGCACCUUUUUCUGGGCACUGACUGCCCUUCUGGUCACUUCAGCUGCCGCCUUCCAGGGUCUCCUGUUGCUGUUGCCAUCACUCCCCUUUGUAACCACAGGGGGCUCAGGGCCGGAACUUCAGUUGGGAUCCCCAGGAGCAGAGGAGGAAGAGAAGGAGGAAGAAGAGGCUUUGCCAUUGCAGGAGCCACCGAGCCAGGCAGCAGGCACCAUCCCUGGCCCAGACCCUGAGGCCCAUCGGCUGUUCUCAGCCCAUGGUGCCUUCCUGCUGGGCCUGCUGGCCAUCACCAGUGCCCUGACCAAUGGCGUGCUGCCUUCUGUGCAGAGCUUUUCCUGUUUGCCCUAUGGGCGCCUGGCCUACCACCUGGCUGUGGUGCUGGGCAGUGCCGCCAACCCCCUUGCCUGCUUCCUGGCCAUGGGCGUGCUGUGCAGGUCCCUGGCAGGCCUGGUUGGUCUUUCUCUGCUGGGCAUGCUCUUUGGGGCCUACCUGAUGGCACUGGCAAUCCUGAGCCCCUGCCCACCCCUGGUGGGCACCACUGCAGGGGUGGUCCUUGUGGUGCUGUCGUGGGUGCUGUGUCUGUGUGUGUUCUCAUAUGUGAAGGUGGCUGCAAGCUCCCUGCUGCAUGGUGGGGGUCGGCCGGCAUUGCUGGCAGCUGGUGUGGCCAUCCAAGUGGGCUCCCUGCUUGGUGCCGGUGCCAUGUUCCCUCCCACCAGCAUCUACCACGUCUUUCAAAGCAGAAAGGACUGUGUAGACCCCUGUGGCCCCUGAGCCUCGGCAGGUGGGGACCCAACUCCACCCCACCUGUCUUCAUCGUGAGGCUGCCACAGUGCCUGACUACUUGUGGCCCAGGCAGGCUUCCCCCAACACAGGAACGCUCAUGGACACCUGCACACUCCACAGAAGACAUUGGCAUGUCAGGCCAGGGUGGGCACCAAAGACCAGGCCCGGAGCCAGGGGACAAGUUGGGGCUGUGGGCUUGGCUCCAGGGCCUGAGACCUUUGUGGGAUUUGUGCAAUAAAGUGUCUUUAUUAAAAAAAUAUAUAUAAUGAAAACCUUAUAAGAAAUAUAUAAUGAAAUCAGGGAACUGGAUUAAAUAAUUUUUCAUACAUAUAUUAUCUAAUGUGCAAUUAGAUUUAAAUACAGAUUGUAGUGCCUUUCUUAUCAUAUCCACAGCUUAUCUCUUCUUCUGUGGGUUUUCUUGUCAAAAACCUUUCUCACUCAAGUGAGUCUCUGUCAUUUGCUAUGGGAUUGGCCUUUAAAGACAAUGGAGUCUCA
Messenger RNA from Symphalangus syndactylus (siamang), 2496 nucleotides. RefSeq names its product solute carrier family 52 member 1 (gene SLC52A1). Gene Ontology annotation, cellular component: plasma membrane. Gene Ontology annotation, molecular function: riboflavin transmembrane transporter activity. The record is from RefSeq and is a predicted model, not a curated record. Gene Ontology annotation, biological process: riboflavin transport. Lineage: Eukaryota; Metazoa; Chordata; Mammalia; Primates; Hylobatidae.